Molecule: messenger RNA, 2241 nt
Organism: Punica granatum (pomegranate)
Lineage: Eukaryota; Viridiplantae; Streptophyta; Magnoliopsida; Myrtales; Lythraceae
Source: RefSeq, a predicted model, not a curated record
AGCGUAAAAGGGGAAGGCGACGCCCGGCCAAGAGAUGGCGACCCGGCGAAAUGACAUAAAUGCCCCUUCCCCUCUCCUUUCCCUCUCUUCACAAGUCGAAGCCACUCCCCUAGUUCUCCUUGUUGACUUCCUCUCUCUCUUACAGUUCUCUGCUCACUGCUCAGAUCCUUCUCUCUGUCAAUGGAGACCUCUCCUCUUGGCUCCGGAGCUGGGGGCGGAGCUCCCGAGCUCCGGAUUCGGAGCUCUGAGCCCGCGGAUGACGGGAUCCUGUCGGAAUCCGCCUCCGACGAUGGGGCCGGCCCGUCCGCUGGCGGCGCGAGGUACAGGCUCAUGUCUCCUGCGAAGCUCCCGAUCACGAGGUCCGCUGGUAUCACGAUCCCGCCAGGCCUCAGCCCUACGUCCUUCCUUGAGUCCCCGGUCCUCCUCUCCAAUGUGAAGGUAGAGCCAUCUCCAACUACGGGUUCCUUCAUUAAACGCCAAAUAUUACAUGGAUCUGUCGUUUCCCCUUCGAGCAUGAAAACCUUGAAUUGCACCAGUGCUAAUGGAUUGGAUGACAGAUGGCCGGGCUACUUUGAGUUCAAACCCCCUUCCAGGACAAGCUUGGUUACUGCAGAGUUCAAUCAUCAAAGUGAGCAUGUACAUGCCCAAGCCCAGUACCAGGCUCGGUCAUUUGCAUCAGCGCGUGAUAGAGCUGUCUCCUCAGACGAGUUGACACUAUCCACUCCUUCAAAUUUGGUCACUUCAGGGGCAAACCCGCCUGCUGAAAUUGAUUCAGAAAAAUCGAACCAGAAAGAGCACCUUCAAUCCGAGGCUCUGUCUACACAGUCUGAUCAAAAAGGGAGUGGAUCUUUUCCUGGGGCUGAGAAUUUGUCAGAUGAUGGAUAUAACUGGCGGAAAUAUGGACAGAAGCUUGUUAAGGGAAGUGAAUUCCCCCGCAGCUAUUAUAAAUGUACGCACCCGAACUGUGAAGUGAAAAAGCUGUUUGAGCGAUCUCCUGAUGGACGUAUAACAGAAAUUGUUUACAAGGGAACCCAUGAUCAUCCUAAACCUCAACCAGGGCGGCGCUUUACUGCCGGUACAAUGAUGCCAAUCCAAGAAGAAAGAUCAGAGAGAGUUUCAUCCUUUCCUGGUGGCACGCUUGGCCAAACUAAUGGCAAUAUUGAGCCAAGUGGGACACCGGAGCUAUCCCCACUUGCUGCUAAUGAUGAUAUUACUGAAGGCGCUGCUUGCCUAUCAAAUAGGAUGAAUGAUGAGGCUGAUGAAGAUGACUUGUACUCUAAGAGAAGGAGGAUGGACAUGGGAGGGUUAGAUAUCACUCCGGUUGUCAAGCCCAUUCGAGAACCUCGAGUUGUUGUUCAAACUCUUAGCGAGGUAGAUAUACUGGAUGAUGGAUAUCGUUGGCGCAAAUAUGGACAAAAAGUGGUGAGGGGCAAUCCGAAUCCAAGGAGCUAUUACAAGUGCACGAACGCAGGAUGCCCUGUCAGGAAACAUGUAGAAAGGGCAUCUCACGACCCAAAGGCAGUCAUCACCACGUACGAAGGGAAGCACAAUCACGAUGUACCCAUUGCAAAGACCAGCAGCCAUGACACAGCUGGUCCCUCAGCCGCAUCAGAAAUGCCAAGAGUUAUGCCAGAGGGAAGCAGGGAGGCCAUCAGCCUUGAUCUCGGGGUUGGGAUCAGCUCGUCCACUGCUGCUGCUGCUGAGAAUAGAUCUGUCGAGCAGCAACAUUCUCUGCGUCAGCAGUUUGGUCAGAGUCAACCCCACCUCAGCAGCUCAUCUGAUGUCAGGGUGGUUCAAGGAAACGCUAUUGCAUCCCAUUACGGUGCUCAGAAUGGUGGAAUAAACCUGUUUGGAUCGAGACAGAAUUUCAAUGGAGGCCACAGCAUUGAUGUCUCCACUCUAAACCAUUCUUACUCGUAUCCACAAAACAUCGGAAGAAUACUGACAGGUCCGUAAAAGAACUAUACACGCCGACUGAAAUAAUGAGGUUUGAAUUUUCCCAAACAUGAUCGGAGAGCUCUUAUCCGAGUCCCGAGCAAAUUGUUUAUAUUUAUAGCUGUGUAACCUUGUGAAUCCCCAGCUGUGAUGUACAAAUUUGAGGGUGGUGUUCUACUAUUUAUUCAGGUGUGAUCUCACUAGCCAAUUUACUGCCAAUGGUAUUUAUAUGUACUAUUUGAAAAUGGAAGAUAUUGAAAGAAAAUACAGACUCUAGUGAUAACAUAAAUAUCGGCGUAUUGUCAA